CACACAAACAAACACACACGCACACAUACACACACACACACUCCGUAUGUACAGCACCUUAUGUAUGUGCAUCCUUGCCGCUUUCUCCUAAUCUCGGGGGGGUGAGCACGCAUCUACACAAGCACAAACAUACUUGAUGUCUUUUCGUUGCUCCGACCUGUACCAUCCUUGCGUCUUUGUUCCACCGAUGUGGACGACCGAACGAACCGAACCGACCGACCCCUGUUCCUCAUCCCUGACUGCGCGCGCAAGAUCGGGUCGACCGAAAGAUCGUUAUUACGACGGCAGCUCUGGCAAGGCCAGGCCAGGCCAGGCCAGGCCAGGUCCCUGCGUCCCUCCGUCCUCCUCGCGCCUAGGUAUUCCUUGCCCGGGGGCGCGCCUCACCGAAUUCGGCUCGUCGUCCGCCGUCCGUGCUUCUGCGCCGCCGCCGAGGAGGAGGGCUCACCGAGACGGUGAGAGACGCCCUACCCCCGUCUGUCCGUCAUCAUCAGUCAGUGGUCCCCGAGGCGUGUCGCAAAUCUCCGGACCCAUGGACCGAGCCACGAAUCAAUCGCGCCCGCCCGUCAAGGUCCGGGCCAAGGAAGGAGCGGCUCCUUGGGCGUUGGCACCGUCGUCACGACCCCGGACUGGGGCUUCCCAGGCUGGCCGGAGGGAAGAUGCACUGGGAACGGUGAGGCGUCCGCGGUGCAGCAGCAUCGGCAUCAGCAGCAUCAGCAUCAGCAUCAGCAUCAGCAGCAGGAGCGACGGCAUGGCGAUGGGCACAUGGCGUGUCGUCUGCUUUGUUGGGACAGUCGAGUCGACUGGACAAAGACAAAAGUGACAGCUGUCAAACCCCGGCCCAAGCUUGCCCGCCGUGGCAUCCCGUCAUCCCGCCUCGUCUCCCGAAGCGCAGUCUUGCGCCGAACGACACAUCGCGCAAACCAAACCCUUGCAGCAGCAAGCAGCAGCAUCUCGACCCCAGCCCUCAUCAACCACACACAUGGGACCUGGGGUUACGAAGUAAUUACAGUACGACAACUGUACCGUGUCGUACAUGUACCUUCUGGGGACAGCCAACAGUGCCCCCAUGCGCACGUGUGCAGAGAGGCGUAAAAGGGCUGGGCCCAGCUGGCUGGUCGCGCGCGUUGGCGGCGCUCGCGUGCACCCCCGGGACCAACAACCGCACAGGCUUCCCGAGGAGGCAACGCCCUCUGCGACCCGGCGCUUGGGUCUCUGGCUGGCUGGCUGGCUGGCUGGCUGAGGACAACGGGAUGCAAGGCGCAAAGGUUUUCGCGCCCAGAUGCGACGGGGCUUGCAUCCCCUUGCCAUGAGCCCAUCGUCAUAAUUGAAAGUGAAAAAUAAAAUAAAAUAUGGGAGCUCUGCGGCUGAGGUUCUGGG
Purpureocillium takamizusanense is the source of this 1377-nucleotide messenger RNA. RefSeq lists its product as uncharacterized. Bases 137 to 820 code for a protein of 227 amino acids. Lineage: Eukaryota; Fungi; Ascomycota; Sordariomycetes; Hypocreales; Ophiocordycipitaceae. The transcript has a single exon. The record is from RefSeq and is a predicted model, not a curated record.